AUGCCGGUCAUCCCGGACUUUGAAACCCUCAGCCCGGGGCAGUGGACGUUCGGCGUUGGCGACGGGAAAGGCAACGAUUCCAAGCUCGGGGAAUGGAGCUCCCUUAUUGGCAUUAUCACCGCCAUCGUGGGAAACAUACUCAUCGCUCUCGCGCUAAAUGUCCAGCGGUAUUCGCACUUGCAAUUACACAGGCGCAGGGUGGAGGCGAAGGAACGAGCCAAGGAGGCCCUGAGAAGAGCUCGUAACGGCGCUGGUAACGGCUAUGGGACGACUGACAACGCCUCGACACCGGCCCAAUCCGACGACUAUCCCGAGGAUGGCGAGCUGCCAGAGACCCAUCCGCUUGCGCACUCCUUCCGGUCUGAAGACUCCGGCACAUCGGAUACUGUUGCGGAGAGCAAGGUGACGUCGACAUACCUCAAGUCGCCUUCUUGGUGGCUGGGACAAGUCCUCAUGACCAUAGGAGAGAUGGGAAAUUUCCUGGCGUACGGUUUUGCGCCCGCUUCCAUCGUCUCGCCUCUUGGCGUCGUGGCCCUGAUAUCGAACUGCGUCAUCGCGCCAAUAUUCUUCGGCGAGGUUUUCCGAAAACGGGACUUCUGGGGCGUUGUUAUCGCCAUCGCUGGGGCUGUCGUUGUUGUGCUGAGUGCGAAGCAAGAAGAGACCAAGCUCGACCCUCACGAUGUGUGGGAUGCUAUUUCGACCAUGGAAUUCGAGAUUUACAUGGCUGUGUCCCUUACUCUCAUUGUGGCUCUGAUGUGGGCGAGCCCCAAAUAUGGCAACCGGACCAUCCUCAUUGACCUUGGUCUUGUUGGUUUGUUUGGUGCUUACACCGUAUUGUCCACCAAGGGCGUGUCGUCCAUGCUUUCGUCAACUCUCUGGAGGGCUUUUACAACUCCCGUCACCUAUGUGCUCAUUGCCAUUCUUCUGGGCACCGCUGUGAUGCAGGUCCGCUACGUGAACAAAGCCCUGCAGCGCUUCGACUCAACUCAGGUUAUACCGAUUCAAUUUGUUAUGUUUACAUUGUCUGUGAUCAUUGGGAGUGCGAUUCUGUAUAGAGACUUUGAAAGGACAAGUGCCGAGCAGGCCUUGAAGUUUGUGGGUGGGUGUUUGUUGACGUUCUUCGGAGUCUUCCUCGUCACUAGCGGCCGGCCGCGGCAUGACGACGAAGACGGCCUCUCAGAUGAUGAAGGUGUGGAGGAAACAAUCGGGCUCCGAGAUCAAGAGGCUAGUGGCGCCGAAGGAAGGAAGCCCGCCCAGGAUCAGCAGCCUGCAGACUCUCCCAGCGCCUCCCGGCGAUCCUCCCGGGUCAGCUUCGCUGUGCGGCCCCCGCCUGUUCAACGUCACUCGGGCGUUCCGUCACUGAGACGUGGAGAUCCUCCGGCCUCGAGGACUUCAAUCGUAUCCAGAGGAUCGCCAGCUGAGGCUUCGCCGAUCCUCAGCAACCCCUGGGAAAAUGCACUUUCGCAUCCAGGUCUCCCGCCGACGUUCUCUGACGAUAGUGUUGUUACGAUCCACUCAACAACCACUGCACAAACAGAUCCUUUACCUAUCGACACCGGCGUCCCGCCACUAAUCAAUGUGCCGGCAUCACCCAAUGAUCGCCCAAGGACCCCGCGUGCCUCUUUCUCGUCCUCAAGGCCGCAUAGCCACCAUCUCACGAGUACCAUUUUCUCACCAUCACCCCUCUCCUCCACGGUUAGCGCAGUUGUAGGCGAUGCCCUACUGCGAGGCCAGGAAGGCCCGCUACCUAGGAGGAAAUCCAUUCGCCGCCUGCGAAGUGGCAUCCGCUCCAGCCUCUUUGUCCCGCAAAGCGACGAUGAGGAUGGACCCGAGUCGGAAGCAUUGCUCAGACCCGCGGAUACUGAGCCAGCGCCUGAACCAGCAGAUGAUAUCGUGGACGGGAACAGAAGCUUGAGGGGCCGAGCUAGGAGUCUCAGUAAUACCCUGGGUGAUUUCUUCGGGCGCAAGAGGGGACGGCGGAAUACCAACCCUGAGGGCGGGCCUACCCAGGACAGCCAGGACAGCGGCCCAGGAGGCGAACAAAGCGUAGACGCGCCGCCCCAACCAUGA
This is a messenger RNA of Neoarthrinium moseri, 2070 nucleotides long. RefSeq lists its product as uncharacterized. The transcript is spliced from 2 exons. Gene Ontology annotation, cellular component: membrane. The record is from RefSeq and is a predicted model, not a curated record. Bases 1 to 2070 code for a protein of 689 amino acids. Gene Ontology annotation, biological process: magnesium ion transport. Gene Ontology annotation, molecular function: magnesium ion transmembrane transporter activity. NCBI's taxonomy places the organism in Eukaryota, Fungi, Ascomycota, Sordariomycetes, Amphisphaeriales, Apiosporaceae.